CGCGAGACACUUCCUCCGGAACUUACGUCAUUUCCUCAGAAGAAACUUCCUGAGGACGGCGGCGGCGGCGAAUGGAGAAAAGAUUAAUGAGACGGCGGAGACGGCCAGUCUAGGACUAUUAAAGUAUUCAUCAUCUGACGGUCUGCACCGGAAUGGCCAAAGACAGAAGUCACAUGUCUGAGAAGAUCCUGAACCUAACCCUGGAGAUCAUCUACCUGCUGACCGGUGAGAAUUUUACAGCCAUCAAAACAGAAUCUGGACGACUGAGUGUUAUCCAGGAUCCCAUCACGGAGCCUCUGCCCCAUUUACUAAAGCAUGAUAAGAAAAAUAAGAAAAUCCUGCAACUGACCAGUCAGAUCAUCGAGCUGCUGACCGCAGAGGAACAGGAGUAUUUUGAAGAACACAAAGAUCUGUACAGAAGUGUCAUGGAGGACCACCGGCCCCUCCCAUCACCGCGUAAGAAGAGGCUUUCAUUAAUGGAGGACCACCGGCCCCUCCCAUCACCGCGUAAGAAGAGGCUUUCAUUAAUGGAGGACCACCGGCCCCGAACAUCACCACUGAGUAAGAAGAGGCUCUCAUUAAUGGAGGACCACCGGCCACGAACAUCACCACUGAAUCGAUCCAGGAAGAGGAAACCACCACAGAGAUGUCCUCAACCUCAUUACUCUCAGUCCUGUCCAGAAGAAAAUGGGCCACAGGAUCGUAAGGCAGAUUCCUCGGAUGAAAGUCUAAAUGAUUUCCAGAUUGUUGUCAUUGAGGACGAUAUUAAGAAGGAGGGUGAAGAUCUACGUGUGAUCAUUAAGGAGGAAGAGAUCCCCACGGAUAUCAGCACAG
Molecule: messenger RNA, 834 nt
Organism: Hyla sarda
Lineage: Eukaryota; Metazoa; Chordata; Amphibia; Anura; Hylidae
Exons: 6
Source: RefSeq, a predicted model, not a curated record